Procambarus clarkii (red swamp crayfish) is the source of this 3897-nucleotide messenger RNA. RefSeq names its product zinc finger and BTB domain-containing protein 17. NCBI's taxonomy places the organism in Eukaryota, Metazoa, Arthropoda, Malacostraca, Decapoda, Cambaridae. The record is from RefSeq and is a predicted model, not a curated record. Gene Ontology annotation, molecular function: protein binding. Gene Ontology annotation, cellular component: nucleus. Gene Ontology annotation, biological process: regulation of transcription by RNA polymerase II.
GGCUGUGAUUGGCGGAGGGCUCGGCACCAGCAGCAGCAGCCGGGGAGGGAGCAACAGCCACAGUCGCUUGGGUCAUCUCCGUCGCUGCUGCUGCUGCUGCUCUGCCCAUCUCUGCUCAUCUCUGCUCUCCCACCCUGUGUCACCCCAUCACUAUAGUGUGUUAGGUGUGUAUCGUUAUGGCAGAGGGGAUGCUCUCCCUGUCGUGGAACAACCAUAGUGCAACAUUCACCCACACCCUCUCCACUCUGAGAGAAAAGGAGAGGUACACUGAUGUCACACUGGCAUGUGAUGGCAAGUUCUAUCCAGUGCACAAACUUGUGCUAUCAACAUGUAGCGAGUACUUCAUGAGAAUGUUUGAAACAACGCCAUGUAAGCAUCCAAUUGUUGUGCUAAAGGAUGUCCACUGUAAAGAGAUGGAAGCACUUUUGAGCUACAUGUAUGCUGGUGUUGUAAGUGUGGCUCAGAGUGACCUCCCUCAACUGAUUAAAGUAGCAGAAGCCUUGCAGAUAAAAGGAUUGGCUGUACCUGAUGAAUCCCUUUGCAGUAAUAUGAAAUUUGCCCAUACAUGGAGCCCUACAGAUGACAGAAGUAGUCCAUAUCCAAAACGAAUAAGACGAGAAGAAAAUGGCUCUCAGACUCCCAGAAUCUUGGAACCUCGUGCUGGUAUUAGUCCACAGUCCCUGACACGAUUUACUGGUAUUGGCUCUCAAGGUGGGCCACAAGCAUUCACAACCAUUGGGUCUUCUUUUGGCAACAUGAUGACUCCUCACAGAUUUGCUCCCUAUCACAGAGAUAGUGAUCUACAACACAUGUCUCACAGACAAAUUCACAGACUUGAUCACCGGAAAGACCAAAUCAUAACACCCAAAAUGACUCACAAACCAGAGCAUAAGUAUGAGACGAAAAUGAUCCACCAAACAAGUAUAAGAACAGACCAGAAUUGUGACACAAGAAGAGAUAAGGGAUCAUCUCAGAAAGAAGACCCAAUAUUAGAUAAGAAAACAGACCAUCUCUCAGAUGAAUGUAAAGCAAAAGAUAUUGAUACAGAAGAUGAUACCUCAUCUGAUAUGCAGGAGGUUGUGCCAGUAAGUCUAGUCAAAGUUGAAGUAAAAGAUGAAGAUGAUGAACAUAUUGACGUGGACGACACGGGUGCUACCAGCGUGUCGGUGUCGUCGGGUCCAGAAGCGCACAAGUUUCACAUGUUUAAACAACCAAAAGCGGAAUCCAAUGACGACACUCAGUGUGGAUCAUCAGGAACAGAAGGGGGAUUAAUUGAUGAAUCUGAUGUAAAGGAAGAAAUUGUGUAUGAUGAAGAAUACCAAGAAUAUCCAGAGUCUACAAUUGACUACAGUCCUUCAGCUACAGACUUAAGCGUGUAUCAGUCUACUAGACUAAAGAGUGAAGAGCAGUCUGGCUCAAUGGCACCUUCAGAACUGCUACAUAUACCUGACUCAGAAAAGGACAGGUCACAAGCUGGACCAUCUGGUAUACAGGAACUAAUGAAUGAUGGCAAAACAGCCGAAAAUAUGCUACUAGAUAAUGAUUACGCCACAGAGAGAAAUGAGGAGCUGAUGACCUAUAGUGGUGAGCGUAAUAUGGAGCAACAGGAUUUCCAUCAGAUGAUCUCCCAGAGUUAUGAUGCUCAGAUAACAGGAGGGGAAGAGAGUGUACGAGAUAGAGAGAAUGCUGCUGUUGCCACAUCCAGCAAGAUCCACCAUUGUCGUUUCUGUCCGUAUUCCACCCCUCGGCAUUAUAUUUUAAUGAGACAUCUUCGCACACACACUGGAGAAAGGCCAUACUCAUGCCCUCAUUGCUCAUAUCGUGGCACUGAUAAAGGCAAUCUUAAUGUUCAUAUUCGUACUCAUACAGGAGAAAAGCCAUUUUCUUGUCCUCAAUGCCCUGCUCGUUUUUCUCAGAAUGUUCACCUGAAGGACCAUCUUUGCAUUCACACUGGAGAAAAGCCAUAUGCAUGCCCACACUGUCCUUUUCGUUGCACUAAUAACAGUGGUUUAAGGAGGCAUAUUAAAACUCACUGGUAAGAUAUCUCUCAUUAGCCCGCACAUCCGGGGGGCCUCGUGGCUGUGUGGACAGUGCUCGGGGGUAAUAAUCCGAAGGGCCUGGGUUCGAUUCCUGGCAGAGGCAGAAACAAAUGGACAGUUAAUUUCACCCUGAUGCAUCUGUUCACCUAAAUGUAGAUAGGUACCUGGGAGUUAGACAGCUGUUACGGCUGCUUACUGGGAAUGCGUGUGCGAGCAUGUGUUAGAGAGAAAAAUAUAUAAUAGACAUAUAUGGUAUGCGUGUUAGUUGCUUUACAAGAUUGAAAGAACUAAUGUAUAUAUAUAUAAAUAAAAUAAAAUAAAAACAUAAUAGAGGAAAAAUAGAUUGGCUAGAAAGGCAGGGUCCAAGAGCUAAUAGCUCGAUUCUGCAGGCACAAAUAGUAAGCAUAUUACAAUUUUUAUACAAAAACAUCAGGGACAGGUUUUUAGAGUUUAUUUAUGCCAAUAUCAGGUUUUCAUUAUUAAAGGAUAAUACUGGUAUUAAUAUUAUAUCUGAAAGAUUUCUUUUAUUAUACUGCACUGUACUGUAUAUAUAAAACACAUUAUACACAAGUCUUACUUACAUGAGUGCAAUGAGGCAUAAGACUGCAAAUAGAUUGGAAAACUAAAUUCAACAUAGUUACUCAUCCUCAGAUGAUUUAACCAAACACAUAUGCAAAACUAAUAUUUGCUGAUAUGAAUUUAUUUUUGUAAAGUGUUAUUUUAUCAUAUACAGUAUGUUAUUUAUAUAAAUAUGUAGAUAUUAAAUAAUGCUUUGUAUAUGUGUACAGUUUUACAAUUGAACUACUUAAUCUAUAUUAUAUUUCUCUUGGCAAAUGUUCAGCACUAUUUGGGCACAGGCAAGAUAUGGCAUAUUGUAUACUUUAUUUAACUGAAGGUGUAGUAAUAGAACUGUCAUUAUCUUGUGUAAUAUAGUUCCUAAAUCAUUUAAAAUUAAUGUAUAUUUAGUAUAGCUUCAUAGAAGUUCAAUUCCAUUAAUAUUUGCUAUAUCAAUUGUUAUACAAAAUCUCCAUAGAUAUUGUAAUUGCUGUUUCUUUAAUAACAUCUGUAUAGAAAAACUUUAUUAUAUAUUCACAGUGGCUGUUUGAGGGUUAUUUUAACAUUAUUAUAUUAUAAUAAAGUACAGUACAUGCAUUUUAUAUGAGGUAAAUCAAAUAUUGUCAUUUUUUAAUAUUGCCAUUGAACUUGUAAAGCUAAUAAAGAUUCAUACACAAAACUUCUGAAUUUUAUAUGUGAAGUUCAGAAUAGUAAUGUUUAUAUUUUAAUCUUUGAUUUGUUUAUACAGUAUGUCAAAGAGAAACAUUUACUGGUAGAUGUUUAUACAUCAUUGUUUUACUUAGGUUUCUUUAUUUGAUAAUUUUAUAUGAAAAAAGAAGUGUCUGAUUUGGACAUCAUGGUUUUCAAAAAUAAUUUCAGAUUUUAUUAUGCAUAUUAAAUAUUUUUCUUUGUUAGAAAAGUGAAUAUUGAUAUGAAGGCAAAAUAUAUAAAAACGUCUUGCAAAACUUAUGAAAAAGUAGUUCAAAUCAGCUAAUUAUUAAAUUCAUUCAAAUUUUUAGGUACAGUACUGUACGUGAUCCUUUGCUUUCCUUUAUUUUGUUAAUAGACGAGGGACAAUCUUCAGUGACAAACAUCUCUAGCAUUAUUCAGCUCAGCUAGCUAACAGUAUUGACUUGUACAAGUAAGAAACUCAUAGUAAUUGAAACCAUACUAGUAGUUUGUAUCUGGACAACAUCACAGAUUCAGAUGCGCAAUACUUCUUACUAAUACACAAAAAUAUAUAUUGCAUCUUGGCACACCUCUGUAAUAAUUGGUUAGUACAAAAUAAAAGACAUGUCUUCAA